ACCUUUCGUCUUGAAUGAAUAAAAAUUAAAAUAAUGAAAACAUUGCUCAUUCCGAUGACUCCAUUAAUAUAGACCAAGAUGAAGCAGUCUAAUUAAGCCAAGAAAUUGUAGGAAGAAAGAAAAAUGGACUACGUGAACAUUUUGCUAGGAUUGUUGUUCAUCUGGAUUUUGGUGCUUGGAGUAUUUGUGUCACUUGGAAGAAGCAAACGACUUGCACCAGGUCCAUUCCCUUUGCCCAUCAUUGGAAAUCUUCACUUGCUUGGAGACAAACCCCACAUAUCACUUACUCAACUCGCAAAAAAUUAUGGUCCAAUUAUGAAUCUGAAAUUGGGCCAAAUAAACACAGUAGUAAUUUCCUCCUCAGUCUUGGCUAGAGAAGUUACGCAAAAGCAAGAUUUAGCCUUUUCCAAUAGAUUUGUCCCAGACUCACUUCGUGCUUGCAAUCAUUCUGAUUGUUCUGUUAUUUUUCUACCUGUUAACAGCAACUCUCGCUGGCGAACACUUCGCAAGAUUAUGAACUCUAACAUCUUCUCUAGCAACAAGCUUAAUGCUAAUAAGCAUCUAAGAUCUGAAAAAGUACAGGAGCUGAUUGACUAUUGUCACAAGAGUGGACAAAAUUGUGUAGCAGUGGAUAUUGGCAGAGCAGCUUUUAGAACCUCAUUGAAUUUGUUGUCCAACACCAUUUUCUCUACAGAUUUGACUGACCCGUUUUCUGAUUCUGCUAAGGAGUUUAAGGAUUUGGUGUGGAACAUUAUGGCUGAAGCUGGUAAACCAAAUUUGGCAGACUAUUUCCCGUUACUACAGAGAAUUGAUCCACAGGGUAUAAGGCACCGCAUGACAAAACAUUUUACUGAGGUUCUUCAACUUAUGAGUGGUUUAAUUGAUGAGCGGCUAAAGGAAAGGAAAAUGAGAAACCAUGCAAAUGUUGAUGUUUUAGAUGCCCUUCUCAACAUUAGCCAGGAUAGCCCUGAAGAAAUUGACAGGAAUCACAUCAAGCAAAUGUGUCUGGACUUGUUUGCAGCAGGGACCGAUACUACAUCAAAUACAUUGGAGUGGGCGAUGGCUGAACUACUUAAGAAUCCACACACUUUGGAGAAAGCACAAGAAGAACUUGCUCAAGUAAUUGGUAGAGGCAAGUUAAUAGAAGAAGAUGAUGUUGCACAGCUACCUUACUUGCGAUGCAUUGUGAAAGAAACUUUACGAAUACACCCACCGGUUCCAUUCUUAAUUCCCCGCAAAGUGGAGGAAGAUGUUGAACUUUGUGGAUAUAUUGUUCCAAAAGACUCACAAGUUCUAGUGAAUGUAUGGGCAAUUGGGCGCGACUUUGGUCUAUGGGAAAACCCUUUGGACUUUAAGCCUGAGAGAUUUUGGGAGUCAGAAAUAGACGUUCGAGGUCGGGAUUUUGAACUUAUUCCAUUUGGUGCUGGUAGAAGAAUUUGCCCUGGAUUGCCCUUGGCUAUCAGAAUGGUUCCAGUAGUACUAGGUUCAUUGCUAAAUACAUUCAAUUGGAAGCUACAUGGUGGAAUUGCACCUAAAGAUUUGGACAUGGAGGAAAAGUUUGGCAUUACCUUGGCAAAAGCUCAACCUCUGCUAACAGUCCCAAUCCCACUGUAGCAACACGGAUAUAAGGUGGAAUUAAUGAAGAGUAAAUAUGUUUGCUUGUUGAGCAUUUGAAACCGCUGAUCAUCAAAUGAGGGACAAGCAAACAUCUCUCUUUACUUUUGGGAGAUUUACAAGUAGAUAAAAUUUAUUUUCAAUAGCCUCGUACUUUCUCUUUUUUCCACCUUACUUGUUUACACGAUGGUGAACUAGUCUAAUUUCUAACAUUUUGAAUGUUACUUCCUAGUGUUGUAAUUACAUGGACACAUAACAGCAUAUUAGAUAAGUGUAUCAAAACUUUUAUGAACCAAAUAUGUCGGGCUCAUGCUCAGGGGCGACACUCAUCUAGUAAUAAAAUAAGAUUGGUAAAGCAAA
Messenger RNA from Capsicum annuum, 1974 nucleotides. Its product is annotated as geraniol 8-hydroxylase. Lineage: Eukaryota; Viridiplantae; Streptophyta; Magnoliopsida; Solanales; Solanaceae. Gene Ontology annotation, molecular function: heme binding; monooxygenase activity; oxidoreductase activity, acting on paired donors, with incorporation or reduction of molecular oxygen. The record is from RefSeq and is a predicted model, not a curated record. The coding region runs from base 124 to 1614 and encodes 496 amino acids. The transcript has 3 exons.